GCUCUGGAGCCCCAACCCGAGCUGCACCGGCUCUCAUCAAAUGCUUCAGUUUGGAUAACGCAACACAACACUACGACACACACACACACACACACAAGAGGAAAGAUCCUUUACAACACACAAGGUGAACCCUCCUGGAGAAACUGUAAGAGGGGAAACACUGAACUUCAGCCCAAAGAGAAAGGGAAACAACAGAUCCUCAGGAGGAUGAGCGUGGGUCGGAUUGGUCGUUACAGCAUCGUGUCGACGGAGGAAGACGCCCUGCGUUUGACCACCAUGCAGGGCUUGGGAAUGAACGGCUACGGCAAUGGCAAGAUCCACACGCGGCGGAAAAGCCGCAACCGCUUCGUGAAGAAGAACGGACAGUGCAACGUGCAUUUCACCAACAUGGACGAGAAAUCCCAGCGUUACCUGGCGGACAUUUUUACCACCUGCGUGGACAUCCGCUGGCGCUACAUGCUUGUGGUGUUCACGCUUGUCUUUGUGGUAUCCUGGUUGGCGUUCGGCUUGGCGUUUUGGGUCAUCGCGCUUCUCCACGGCGACCUCGACAACCCGGCGGGCGACGACAACUUCACCCCGUGCGUGCUGCAGGUGAACGGCUUCAUCGCCGCCUUCCUCUUUUCCAUCGAGACGCAGACGACCAUCGGUUACGGUUUCCGCUGCGUGACGGAGGAGUGCCCCCUGGCCGUGUUCCUCGUCGUCUUCCAGUCCAUCGUGGGGAGCAUCAUCGACUGCUUCAUGAUUGGCGCGAUCAUGGCCAAAAUGGCGAGGCCCAAGAAGCGGGCCCAAACUCUGCUGUUCUCGCACAACGCCAUCAUCGCCAUGCGGGACGGCAAACUGUGCCUGAUGUGGCGGGUGGGCAACCUUCGAAAGAGUCACAUCGUGGAGGCGCACGUCCGGGCCCAGCUCAUCAAGCCACGCGUCACGGCCGAAGGCGAGUACAUCCCGCUCGACCAGAUGGACAUAAAUGUGGGUUUCGAUAAAGGACUGGACCGCAUCUUCCUGGUGUCGCCCGUAACCAUCCUCCAUCAGAUCGACGAGGAGAGCCCGCUGUUCGGCAUCGGGAAGCAGGACCUGGAAACGGCGGACUUUGAGAUCGUGGUUAUCCUGGAGGGCAUGGUGGAAGCCACGGCCAUGACGGCGCAGGCCCGCAGCUCUUAUCUGGCCAGCGAGAUCUUGUGGGGGCAUCGCUUUGAGCCGGUGCUGUUCGAAGAGAAGAACCAAUACAAGGUCGACUACUCGCACUUUCACAAGACCUACGAGGUGCCGUCCACGCCCCGCUGCAGUGCCAAGGACAUGAUGGAAAACAAGUACCUGGUCAUGCCUGCCGCCAACUCUUUCUGCUACGAGAACGAGCUGGCCAUCCUGAGCCACGAAGAGGAAGAGGACGCGGCUCUGGAGAGGAUGAAGCCUGAGCGGGCUGUGAGCCUCAGCCCAGAGAGAACACCCAGACAUGACUUUGAUCGACUGCAGAACCCCCGCUGCGCAGACCAACGCUCGUACCGCCGCGAGUCAGAGAUAUGAACCUUCUCAUCAAACUUUCUUCCUGGAGAUACUGGAGUUUCAAACAUGCAGAACAAUGCAAAGUGCCAUACAGAGAGAGAGAGAGAGAGAGAGAGAGAGAGAGAAUGUAUGAAAGGACG
Molecule: messenger RNA, 1643 nt
Organism: Triplophysa dalaica
Lineage: Eukaryota; Metazoa; Chordata; Actinopteri; Cypriniformes; Nemacheilidae
Gene: kcnj12a
Product: potassium inwardly rectifying channel subfamily J member 12a
Exons: 2
Coding region: 208-1524 (438 amino acids)
Biological process (GO): regulation of monoatomic ion transmembrane transport; potassium ion import across plasma membrane
Cellular component (GO): plasma membrane
Molecular function (GO): inward rectifier potassium channel activity
Source: RefSeq, a predicted model, not a curated record